CCCGCGCGGUACAGCUGGGCCGGUGACGCGCGUACUGCUGCCGUUGCCUCUGCUACGGCCGCCGCGUUCCAUUCUCCUAAGUCGGCGACAUCCUCGUCCCCUGCCUCCCGCCUCCUCCUCCCGCAGCGCCGGCCAGCGCCAGCCAGACAAGGGCACUCGGGGUCUCGCCUAGACCCAAGAGGGCUGCGGGCGCGCGCAGGCGGCGGAGCGGAUCCCGGCGCCGCGGACGCUGCGAGCGUCCGCCUCCCGGAGGUCGCCGCGCCGUUCCCCGGGUGAAUCUACCCAGGGCUGACUUCAGUGUUCUUACUUCUGGCUUUAAAAUUUUUUCUUUUUAAAAUAACUUGGACGGAUGAAAGAUGUGCCAUGGCAGGAUAGCACCAAAGAGCACCUCAUUGCUUGCCGUGGCCUCCGUGGGACAUGGAGUGUUCCUUCUGCUGCUGAUUCUUAGCACCCUCCUUGGAGACGGACUCGCCUCAGUGUGUUCCCUGCCCCCGGAGCCAGAGAAUGGUGGCUACAUCUGCCACCCCCGGCCCUGUAGAGACCCCCUGAACUCGGGCAGCGUCAUCGAGUACCUGUGUGCUGAAGGCUACAUGUUGAAGGGUGAUUACAAAUACCUGACGUGUAAGAAUGGCGAGUGGAAGCCAGCCAUGGAGAUCAGCUGCCAUCUCAACGAGGACAAAGACGCCCACACGUCGCUCGGGGUCCCCACGCUGUCCAUCGUGGCGUCCACUGCCAGCUCCGUGGCGCUCAUUCUCCUCCUCGUGGUGCUGUUUGUGCUGCUGCAGCCAAAGCUGAAGUCUUUCCAUCACAGCAGGCGUGACCAGGGGGUGUCUGGGGACCAGGUCUCCAUCAUGGUGGAUGGAGUCCAGGUUGCGCUGCCGUCGUAUGAGGAGGCUGUGUACGGCAGUUCCGGUCACUGCGUGCCGCCCGCUGACCCCAGAGUGCAGAUCGUGCUGUCAGAAGGGUCUGGGCCCGGCGGGAGGAGCGGGCCAAGGGAGCAGCAGCUGCAGGACCAGGGGGCCUGCUCCUCGGCAGGCGGAGAGGAGGCGGCCCCGGGCCAGUCUGGACUGUGUGAGGCCCGGGGCUCUCGGGGCUCGGAGACUGUGAUGGUGCAUCAGGCAGCCCCCCCUUCCUGGGUGGCCGGCUCAGGGAACAGCCGCGUGGCACACAAAGAAGCCCCGGAUUCAGAGAACAGUGACAUACAAAGCCUCACGUCGGAGGACUACACAGAUGAUAUCCCGCUGUUGAAAGAAGCAUGAGGGCUGCCGCUGGCUUCUCUCCUCUGUGCCCUUCCUCCCUCUCCCUGUGGGUUUGAGCACCGCGUACUCCAGCUGCCCUGCCCGGAUACCUGAGCUGCCACCUGUGUAUCUGUGUAUCUCUGUAUCUCUGAGGGCCUGCAGGCCCACCUUGGCUGGAAACUCAAGGAAGAUUCUCACCAUCUGCCUGCUGGACAGCUGGAGGAGCUGGAUUUUUGCCUGGCCCAGCCUUCCCGUCUGUGUCGGGGACAUCGUUGAAUGUGCUGGAUUGAACCCUUUCUUUGCCUGAGCCCUCCAGGUCCGCUCCAGCGAGCGAGCGCUUGGGCGGCAGCCCCCGUGGGCCCGAGAGCGCUGCGUUUACUUGUGCCUUCCUCCCGCCCGUCCAGUGUCCCUGUCAUGCGGGCUUGUUGCUGUCCUGCAAGCCUUCGUGGUGGCACUCUGCCACACAAGGGGCCGGACCUGGGUCUGGCCUGUUUCCUUUGGGGGCUGGCACCGCUGCCCUUAGCAGGAGCAGAUCUGAGAGUGGCUCGAAUUGGGGCAAGAGUGUGGCUCCCUUGGCUUACCCUUGGUUGACACUGGUGGCGCAUUGCUUGGCUGAGCGGGGAGGCUGUGUAAAGUCAUGCCAGAGCCAUCCCAGCGCCCAGCUCUGUAGCUCAGAGGUGCCGGCGCCUGGCCCUGUUGAGUUUCCAAGAAGCAUCCAGAAGAUCCCAAGGGAGGGGAGGACGGUGGCUGAUAAUGAUCGUCUUCCGCAUAUGCAAGUUCUCACUUCCUACUUCCAGCAUCUGGCCUUCCUGGCCUCGGUCUUGUCUCUUUCCCUGGAGCGUAGAGGGGAGUUGCAUGAUGCGGCCUCCUGGGUUUGAUCCUGCGCAGCUCCGGCUUCCUUGCUGGCCGAGGCCUGAGGCGAAUCAUCCAUGGGACGGGAGUGUUGCUGAGAUGCCAUGGGAUGCCCAUCUGGUCACUGGCAGUUGGGGCCAGUUGCCCUGUUCUGGGUUCGUGGUGAGGGAAGGGGGCCUGAGAGGCGCCGACCGUGUCCCCAGGCAGCUGCAGGCAGCUCCGCCCCGGUCCUGAGGGUCCUCCUCACCACAGUCACGUGCCUUAGUAACUGUGCCCAGGAAGCAUCCUGCUGCUUGCCUCGCUGCUGCUUUUCCUCGUUCCGCCCUCCCCUGCCGCCCCUCCACUCGUCACAGCUGGCAGACGACUCCCUGGUCUUCCCGGCACCGGGAGGGCCCAAGACACAGUCGGCACACCCCCCCAGCUUGGUGGUGGAGAUGGUUUGGAAGCAGCCUGGCCCCGGGGCCCUGCUGGGGCCGCUCCCUCGGCCGAGUGUCCGAUGCUGACAGGGCUGCUGCCUCUUCAGGAGAUGUGGCACUAAGGAGCGCGUGUUAUUGUUUUGUUUCUGAAGCACCGCGCCUCCGCUCCUUCCCCCAGCCUGUUUGGGGUGGUGAAAAUAAUAGAGCCCGAUGUGUUUUCAGUUCCUGACCUAACAGGGUAGCUCCGGGGUGGCUGCGGGUGCCCUCCAAGAGGAGAGGAACGAAUGGCCCGCCCUCAGCCUCCCGCCUCCACUCUCACAUGCGCACUUUACUCCCCGCUCUCGCUCUGCCGGGGGCUCGCCGCCCCUGUGGUCUUCCCUCGGCUCAGGUGAGGGCAGUGCCUGCCUGCGUUGGCCUCCUCCCCGCGGGAGCCCUCGCGUGCUGUGCCCUCAGCCCGGGCCCGCGAGCCGGAGGGAGACGGAACGGAGCAGGGCUGUCCUCGGCCUCAGAAGAGGCCAUUUUUGGAGACGUGCCUGCUAGCCGUUGCUGGCACGGGGCCCAUCUGGAGGGCAGGGUCCCCGACCCCGCCGCUUCACCCUGCACAGGUUCUGUUCCACACACCGGCUGCCCUUGUCUUCCUCCAAAAGAGAGCAUGGACCAGUGGGAGCCGGGGGGAGGCAUCCAAAAAGUCUCAUUGCCGAGCCUGCAGCUUUCGUUUCCCAAUCUUCCAACACCUGAAUUCUAGUCUGGAAUCUUUCUUUAAAUGGAAGCUCUUACCUUUUUUUAUAUAAUUACUCUGGGUUUUUCACCCAAGAGAUUGCACUUUUUGUUUGCGUUAUAUUCAGCCACAGAGGUGACCUACUUGGCCCUUGAAAAAAGAAAAGCCUGCCUUCUGAACCCUUCUUCCACUUUGCCCGCCCGCCGUGGGGAUCACAAGCCCAGACUUGCCACCCGGUAGGGAAGAGAGAAAAGUCAGGAACCUCCCCUCCACAUCCCCCAUGUCACUGGCUUUGCUGGGGCCUCCUGGAGUCCCCUGGCCUGUGGGUGCAGAGGCAGCCUCUCAUUGCUGCUGACACCCAUGACGGCUUGCCGCAGUGAGUUCUCUGCUCCCACAUCAGCCAUGCGCUGCUGUUUCUAGAGCUUCUGGCCUUUGUCCCUUGUGAAGGAUCAGGGCCCCCCACAGCUGCCCUGGAGUGGGGCCUGGCUGAGAGACAAGGUGGUGCUGGGGGCCGCCAGAGGGGCCUGGAGCAGGUGGGGAAAACUGCCCAUGGUCUGACUUCCCGGGCUCCCCUCCAGGGGAGUCCAGCAGAGGACUUGCCCAGGAGAACGGUUGGCACCAAAGGACUUUUAAAAAGGGGUGUUUUGUUUUGUUUGUUUUUGCGUACAUGAGCUGACUCAGUGCAGGUUUUAUAUCCUGGCAACCUGCAGUCACAUUCCAGUGACUUUCAAGGGCCAGUAUAUGGUGAAAAUUACUAAAAAUUUCCAUCCCUUUCAAUGCCUUAGUUCAGCACGUAGGCUCUAUCUUUUGCCAUUUUUGAGUUUUGUGUGCUAUGCUCCCACUUCACUGGGUAUGAACCGUGAAAUGGGCCGAGUCCUGGCCACUUUCUGAGUUCUUUUGGUUUUAUAAGGUAUUUCAAUGUACAUCCUACUAACACUCCAUUUGCAAACAGAACUCAUGUUGUCAUCCCCAUUCUUCCUGCCCUCCUCCUCUCCCCCUCCCCCAGCUUUAAAGCUCUGUGGAGAAGCUGGAUGGCAAGACAGACAAAGGUACACUUUUCCUGCUAAGUUAGUGGUGGCACAGGAAUCCUAGCACUUGGCCUUUUCCCUCCCCAUCCCAGAGGAGCUCAAACCACUUGCUUUCUACAUAACAAUGUCACUUCCAUUCCCAGGGAACAUCUUUACAUAGAGAAUGGAAAAUGCUGCAAAUAUUUCUAGAUCCAUGCCUGUUCCCCUCCUCCCCCCAACCCCCACCUUGAGAAUAACGGGCCCAGGAAGGAAGGGACACAGGCUUGACAGCUUAAUUCCAGAUGUGCUUGCUGAGGAUAGAGGCUGGGAGCGUCUCUCGUGGAGCCUGCUAGGGCUCCUGGCUCUCAGCAUAGGGCCUGUCAUUACUGGUGUCCGGUGAGGGGCUCCGAGAGGAUUUUGUUUGACAGAUGUGUGCACCGAGUGGUAGAGUAGCCAGUUCCCCGGAGAGGGAAAGGCAGGCUCAGCUUUCCUGGGAAGCGACUCCUCUUAACCGCCAGUUGAAAAUCUAGUAGAAUUUUGAAUGAGAACCCCAAGGCUGAGCCCUCUGCUAGGGCUAGGAAGAUGCAGGGGCAAAGCACUAGGAAGAUGCAGGGGCAAAGCACUCAGAUCGCCAAGCAGGGAGGAGAGAGGGACGAGGAGGGUUGCCUGGCAGCCCACCACACCCUGCCCAGGCUUCUCAUCACACCACUAUGGAAUCUCUGCAAUGGUUUCACAUGACCCGCGCAUCAUUGACUGUGCAGGAUGUCAAUCAGUUUGGGUUUGCUUUAUUUUAUUUUAUAUAUAUAUUUUUUGGUAUCCUGUACAUUGCAGUGGGUGUGAAGAUAGUAUUUUAAUAUUUGUACAAAGUUUAAUUUAAUUUUAAUUGUUCUAUGUAUAUAACUGCAUUUCUAAAUAAUAAUA
Eubalaena glacialis (North Atlantic right whale) is the source of this 5152-nucleotide messenger RNA. RefSeq names its product sushi domain containing 6 (gene SUSD6). The transcript has 6 exons. Lineage: Eukaryota; Metazoa; Chordata; Mammalia; Artiodactyla; Balaenidae. The coding region runs from base 357 to 1259 and encodes 300 amino acids. The record is from RefSeq and is a predicted model, not a curated record.